This is a messenger RNA of Aricia agestis (brown argus), 5576 nucleotides long. It is a transcript of the gene stc, whose product is annotated as protein shuttle craft-like. Gene Ontology annotation, molecular function: zinc ion binding; DNA-binding transcription factor activity, RNA polymerase II-specific; RNA polymerase II transcription regulatory region sequence-specific DNA binding. The record is from RefSeq and is a predicted model, not a curated record. NCBI's taxonomy places the organism in Eukaryota, Metazoa, Arthropoda, Insecta, Lepidoptera, Lycaenidae. Gene Ontology annotation, biological process: negative regulation of transcription by RNA polymerase II. The transcript is spliced from 17 exons. Gene Ontology annotation, cellular component: nucleus. Bases 270 to 4340 code for a protein of 1356 amino acids.
CUGUCGGUUUGUCUUGUCAUACAAACUUAUUUUAUUAAAUUUUCAUUUUUAGCUGUAAUUUUCUUAGUUUUUUGUUACUGUAGAAGAUUUUAUUAUAUCUUUAAACUGCACAAAUACGGAACCAGUGCAUUAGGGUAAACCAUCCCGAAGGGCCGUUGGUCCCGGCCUGGGCCUAGAAAUCCUGGGACACCAGCAAGCGCUUGUAACUAGGACAAACAAUAUUUACAUGACAAGUGAAAUUUCACCAUACCUUAAAUUUUUCAUGCAACAUGUCUCAAUGGAACAACUCGUAUAGCUAUAAUGGUCAGCAGCAGCCGACCAAUUCGUGGGAUGGUGAUGUAAACAGACAAUACAUGAAUCAGGCUUACUACACAAAUGAGCAAUAUGAUACCAGCAACCAGUAUGUCAGCUUUAAUGAUUUCAUCUCCCAAAUGCGAAUUCCAAACAUGCCUGCCGCUAACUCGACCAACUAUAGUAACAUCCAGUAUCAAAAUUAUCCAAAUGGUCAGUACACUAACAUGACGAACUACCAAAGUGGACCAUCACAACCAUCUUCUCAGCUAGUUUAUGGAUACCAAACGAACACUGCCAAUUUUUCGAAUAAUCCAGAAGUUUACCAAGAUAAUUUGCCAAGCCAAUAUAAUGUGCCAGACCAGAAUGGGUACACUAAUGUAGUUUCAAAAUCCAGGUUGACACCCACUGCUAGUGAAUUUAUACCUAAGAGUGCUAUAAAAAGUACCGAUGAUAGCCAAGGACAAGAACAUAAACCUGAACCGCAACCCUCCCAACCAGUAGGGCCAAAAGAAACAUCAAAUCGGAAUCCAAGACCUUCCAGCUCCACGAACUGGCGAGAGAGACCGCAGAACUCUAACCAAGAUGGUAGUGCACCUAGUGAAAACAGUCAAGUACAAAAAAGUGACAAAUCUCAAAAACCCAGUGAAUAUAAAAAUAAGCAGGAGGAAAGUAGCACAUACUCUCAAAACCCUAAUUUCAGAAAAGAACCAGUAAAUAAUCACAAUGAUUACAACAACAGAAGUAACAAAAAUAAAAAGUCCUAUGACAAUUCUUCUACUUCUAAAACCAAUUAUCGUAAUGAGCAUACCAAUCAAAAGACUAGCAACAAUUUUAGAAACAAAAACAGAAACAAUCCAGAGCCUAAAGGAAGUGAUUUCAAUAGUGAAAAUACAGAUAGUGAAAACAGGAACAAUUCCAGAGGAAACAAAAAUAGACAAACUCAGGACUAUGAGUCUAGUUAUAAUAGUGAAAAUAAUAGUCAAAAGUCAAAUACUUAUUGGAAUAAAAACAGAAGUAAUCAGGAUGGUAAUAAUUAUGAGGGUGGACAUGAGGGCAAUGCAGAUGACUAUAGAAGUGAUGCUAAUCCUAGUAAAAGUAAGCAGACCCAAAACUCAGACUCAGGCUCUGAGGCUAGUUAUCCUAAUGAGUGCAAUAGCCAAAGGACUAACAACUUUAGAAGUAAAAACAGGAGCAACCAAGGCCCUAACUAUGACAGGUAUAAUGAUGACGACACCGAAUAUAGAGACAGUCCAGAAACAAGCAGUAGACACUCCCAAAACCCAGGCUACGACUCUAGUUACCGUCAUGAAUACACAAAUCAAAAGUAUAGCAAUAAUUUUAGGAAUAGAAACCGGAAUCAGGAGUAUAGUAGAAAUUCUGGGUACUACAAUGAUGAUGUGGAUAAUGAAUAUGAUUACAAUAGCCACAAGUCCAAUAGAUAUAAGCAGGAUAUGGAUACAGGGCGGACAUACUAUAAUAAUUCUAGACCAAAAUCCACUCAGGAUGUUCGGGCCAAGAAUGACAACCCCAGAGGUAGAAAUUGGGCUGGCAGUCAAAGAGUGAGGACAGAUUAUACAAAAGCAGAAGAUGAGGAAUUUGCUAGUUCAUACAUUUCAUACAGGGAGGACAAGGAAAAUAAAAGUCCAAAAGGAAAAGGGAAGGGAAAAAACUCCAUGGCAAUUACAGAUGGCAAGGAAUUGACACAAAGAGAGAGACUUAGUGAGCAAUUAGACAAAGGAACAUUGGAGUGUCUGGUUUGCUGCGAGCGUGUGAAGCAGAUUGACCCCGUGUGGUACUGCGGCAACUGCUACCAUGUGUUGCAUCUGAGGUGCAUCCGCAAGUGGGCCGUGAGCAGUAUGGUUGAAAGCAAAUGGCGCUGCCCGGCGUGCCAGAAUGUGAGCCAAGACAUCCCCACCGAGUACCGCUGCAUGUGUGGCGCGUUACGCAACCCCGAACACCAGCGCGGUGCCAGCGGUGCGCACACUUGCGGCAAAGCGUGCAAACGCACCCGCACUUGCCCGCAUCCGUGCACGCUGUUAUGCCAUCCCGGGCCUUGCCCGCCUUGUCAGGCUACUGUUACCAAACAAUGUGGGUGUGGCGCGGAGACUCGCACGGUGCUUUGCAGUAGCAAGCUGCCGCAAGUCUGCGGACGCGAGUGCGGACGCAAACUCGAGUGUAACGUGCACGCGUGCGCCAAGGAGUGCCAUGAAGGACCUUGUGAAGCGUGCAAGGAGAUUGUGACGCAAGUAUGCUUCUGUCCGGCUGCGGAGUCACGUACAGUACCGUGCACGGCGGAAAGCGGCGCGCGCACGCAGUGGUCGUGCGGCGCCGAGUGCGGGCGCGUGCUGGCGUGCGGCGCGCACGCGUGCCGUACGGCGUGUCACCCGCCGCCCUGCCCCGCCUGCCCGCUCCGUCCCGAAAAUGUGCCCACGUGCCCCUGCGGGAACACCAAGCUAAGCCCGAGUCAGCGCAAAACGUGCAGCGACCCGAUCCCCCUGUGUGACAACAUUUGCGCCAAGCCGCUUCCCUGCGGACCGCCCGGCGACAAACACUUCUGCAAGGAGAAGUGCCACGAAGGACCGUGCCGCAUUUGCCCGGACAAGACAGUACUGCAGUGCCGCUGCGGACACUCGAGCCGCGAGGUGCUAUGCGCUGAUCUUCCAGAAGCCAAUGUCCUGUGCCAAAGGAAAUGUAAUAAAAAAAUGUCGUGCGGUCGUCACCGGUGUCGCACGGUGUGCUGUGACGCGGCGACGCACCGUUGCACGCUCGUGUGCGGGCGUUCUCUGGCGUGCCAACUGCACCGCUGUGAGGAGUUCUGCCAUACGGGACACUGUGCUCCCUGCCCUGUUGUCAGUUUCGAGGAGCUAACGUGCGCAUGCGGCGCGGAGGCGGUACUCCCGCCUGUGCGGUGCGGGACGCGCGCGCCACUAUGCUCCGCCCCCUGCCGCAAGCCCCGCCCCUGUGGACACCCGCCCCACCACUCCUGCCACUCCGGCGAUUGCCCACCGUGUGUAGUGCUCACCACCAAGUCCUGUCAUGGCCGCCAUGAGGAGCGUAAAACAAUACCGUGUUCGCAAGAGGAGUUCUCGUGCGGUAUGCCGUGCGGCAAACCCCUGCCGUGCGGUAAACACACCUGCAUCAAAACCUGCCAUAAGGGACCAUGUGAUGCCGGCAAGUGCACGCAGGCGUGCCGCGAGAAGCGUCCCGGGUGCGGUCACGAGUGCGCGGCGCCGUGCCACGCGGGCGCGGGCGGGGCGUGUCCCAGCGGUGCGCCGUGCCGCCGUCCCGUGCGCGCGACGUGCGCGUGCGGACGACGCUCCAUGGAUCGCGCGUGCACUGACAACGCGAGGGAUUAUGCCAAACUAAUGAGCACGCUAGCGGCUUCCAAAAUGCAAGAAGGUGGUUCCGUAGACUUGAGCGACGUGCAGCGCCCCAGCAACAUGCUAAAAACUCUAGAGUGCGACGAGGAGUGCUACGUGGAAGCGCGCAGCCGGCGCAUGGCCCUCGCGCUGCAGAUCCGCAAUCCGGACGUGUCCGCUAAGCUGGCGCCGCGGUACGGCGACUCGCUGCGGGCGACCGCCGCGCGAGACCCCGCCUUCGCGCAGCACGUACACGACAAGCUAACGGACUUGGUGCAGCUAGCUAAAAAGUCGAAGCAGAAGACGCGCGCACACUCGUUCCCGUCUAUGAACCGUCAGAAGCGGCAGUUCAUACACGAGAUGUGCGAGCAUUUCGGCUGCGAGAGCGUCGCGUACGACGCCGAGCCCAACCGCAACGUCGUCGCCACGGCCGACCGCGAGAAGUCGUGGCUGCCAGCUAUGAGCGUGCUCGAAGUGUUAGCGCGCGAGGCGGGCAAGCGGCGCGUACCCGGGCCCGUACUUCGCGCGCCGCCCGCUCCCACCGCGACCGCACCGCAGGCCACGCCCACACAACCUAGCAAAUCGACCGGUGGAUGGGCGACUCUAACUUCCAGCAACGCGUGGGCAGCGCGGAGUCAACCGAAACAGGAAAAUAAAAUAGAUUACUUCGAUAACCCGCCCAACUAGAUUGUACCGGUGCAAGGUCUAAAGGCACUACUAUAAAAACCAUAGACAGCAAAAAUAAGUCGCAUGUUUUUUUUUAACUGAAAAUUAACAGUUUUUUUUUAUCAAAGAUAAAAGAAGUUAGUAGCUUCUAAAACCAUAGACAACAGAGGUUUGACGGUUCUCUUCAAACCAUAGAUAACAGAGGUUUGCCAUAGACAAAAUUAAACUAAAUACUAAGAAAGAACUCGUUUUAAUAAAGUCUUAUGUUGUCCAAUAAUAGAGUAUCUAUAGGUUUACAACAAGAGGAGAGGGUAUUUAACUAGCAUGUAAGUUAACGAAAAUCAAUUAAAUAUUUAAUGGAAUAUCUUUAAAAUUAAAUGUUGUAUUAGAAAUUUGUAAUACUUUAUUAAAUACUAAGUUCUAAGAAGGUUCCAUAAAUGUAACUAAAAUGAUUUCUACAUAUUUAUUAUCUGUGAACUAUGCUGAAAUACGAUGGGAAAGGUUACUACUUAGUGCUACUACUACCUAGUGAAAAAAUUGUGCUUUUGUCAAAUAUCUACUUGUUGGUCUAGUUAUUAUAAUGUCCACAGCUUAUGAUUUCAUUCUAUAGGGCACAAUAUUUAUUCAAAUACCUAAUUAAAUAAUAGCAAGAUUAAUUUGUGACAAAGGUUUUUAACACAUGAUAUUUCUUAUAAAAAUAGAAUUUGUAGAUAUAAGAAGCACACUCUGAUUGUUAUUAAAGAUUUGUUAUAUUUUUUAGUGUGUUACACAGACUUACUGCUUAGACAAUGGACUUACACAAUGGAUACUGCAGAAUCGACUGACUCUUAGUAAGGUAGUCAGGUUUUUGUUUUUUAAUAAGUAGGUUUUUUAAUUAGCAAAGGAUCCAUUCUCUAAGUCUAUACUUAAAUUAUUCGGUGCUGGCAUCAUGAAUUAUUGCUUUGUCUUUUGUAUAUUCGGUUCAAACUCAAUGUUAUCUAUAGGUCAAAAAAAUGCGAUCAAAUCAUUUGGUAGCAUUACAACACGAUAACAGCUCAAAAGCUGAUUAAUAUUUUAAGGUGGAAUUGGUUGUAUUGUUCUUUAUAAAGUCUGGUCAAUUUAAUAAAAUUUUGAUGCAGUUUUAACCGACUUUCAAAAAAAGGGGAGGUCUAUGUUUGGCUGUGGAUUUUUUUUGUUUAUCGAAUUACGCAGAAAAACAUUGUGGCUGUUGUUUCAGUGUGAUGUUUAUGGAAUAAUAUAUUUUGGGUCGCGGUAUUA